Symbiodinium sp. CCMP2456 is the source of this 597-nucleotide messenger RNA. The record is from the annotation of a GenBank genome assembly. Lineage: Eukaryota; Dinophyceae; Suessiales; Symbiodiniaceae.
AUGGACCCCGAGGCAGCGGCCGAUCGACUGCAGGCGGAAGAGGGAAAAGAGCGACUUCGCCAGAUUCAAGAAUCGAUUCCGGACGACAAGGUUUCACGGCUCAUGGAGUACGGUGCCGUGAUCUCGUUCGAGACCGCAGAAGGCAAGAAAGAAGGCUGGCUUCGCCGAAGCGACGCACCAUCAAGGAAUGAGCAUUGUCUCGUGAAGAUCGUAGGUACCUUGGAAAAGAUGUUCAAGCUGACUCUCUGCCAAGUGGAUCAAGAGACUGCGGAGGACACGUUCUGCAAGCAUGCUGGGGCGCUCCCGGCAACGCAUGACAGGUCCUUUGACAGCAGCCCGGCAACAACAGAAGAGGAACAGCCUUGCGACCUGGACGAUGCCCACAAGUCUGAAAGCUUGUUGAGGAGUGACGAGUCUGGUUACUGGGAUGAUGCUGACUGGAACGACUGGUACGGGCCCUUCCGGCGUGUUGCUUUUUGCUGCGUUUUGCUUGUGUGCCCGCAAUCAGUCCCUUUGAUUGGAGGGCGUGCUAUUUUUUAUCGCCCUGUCUCCUGGCCGGGCCGAUUCAGGAACUUCUCCCGAGUCAGAAACUUUUAG